Fraxinus pennsylvanica is the source of this 1437-nucleotide messenger RNA. The record is from the annotation of a GenBank genome assembly. NCBI's taxonomy places the organism in Eukaryota, Viridiplantae, Streptophyta, Magnoliopsida, Lamiales, Oleaceae.
AUGGUCGGCAGCGGCGCUCCCAACACCGUCUACGGUCUAUUUCUAUGUAGGGGCGAUGUUAACACCGAUGCCUGCCAACAAUGUGUGGAAAAUGCUACAACUGAAGUCCUACAAGUUUGUCCCAAGGAAAAACGGGCAACUAUCUGGUACGACUAUUGCAUGUUACGCUACUCAAAUGAAUCUAUAUUCUCGAGGGUAGAGCAGUCGUUUGCUGUAUACCUGUAUAAUACGCAGAACAUUACGGAUGAACCCAAUAGGUUCAGACAGUUAUUAGGAGAGACGAUGAAUGAAAUAGCAUUGGAAGCUAUUAAUAGUAGUCUCCCCGGUAAGAAAUUUGCUACAAAAGAAACUAACUUCACGGCGUUUGAAAACCUGUAUACACUGGCACAGUGCACGCCGGAUCUUUCGAGUGGUGAUUGCGAUACCUGCCUUCGAAGUGCGAUCCCGCAAUUAAGAACAUGUUGUGAUAAUAAGAAAGGAGGAAGAGUUAUUGGCGAAAGCUGUAAUAUUAGGUAUGAGACUUACCCCUUCUUCAAUUCUACUGUGGCCCCUGCACCACCGCCUACUCCAAAUAUUCCUCCUAUUCAGCCACCGCCUCCCUCGCCUUCUACAAGCAGUCAAGGAAAUGGUGGAAUUUCAAAACAAGUUAUUAUUGCCAUCGUUGUUCCAAUUGCUGUUUCCUUGGUGCUUUUCUUCAUAGGCUGCUUCUUCUUCUUGAAAUGGAAGAAACCUUAUGAUGCUGUCAGUGAGGAAAAUGACGAAGGAAAUGAGAUUUCAUCAGUUGAAUCCUUGCAAUUUGACUUGAAUACUAUUGCGCUUGCUACCAACAACUUUUCUGCAGAAAACAAAAUUGGUGAAGGUGGAUUUGGUAGUGUCUACAAGGGUACUCUCUUAAAUGGACAAGAAAUAGCUGUGAAGAGACUUUCCAAAGGAAACACGAGUAGGAUUGUUGGGACAUAUGGUUAUAUGUCUCCGGAGUAUGCAAUGCACGGACAGUUCUCUGUAAAAUCUGAUGUUUUUAGCUUUGGCGUCCUUGUUUUGGAAAUCAUAAGCGGCAAAAAGAAUAGCAGCUUCUACCAAUCAGAUGGUGCUGAGGAUCUCAUAAGCUAUGCUUGGAAGCUUUGGAAAGACAAUAGACCCUUGGAAUUGAUGGAUCUAACAUUACAAAACGCAUUCGCUAGGAAUGAAGUAAUUCGAUGCAUUCAGAUUGGCUUACUGUGCGUUCAAGAAGAUGUUGAUGAAAGACCAAACAUGACUUCGAUACUUUUGACGCUCAAUAGUUUUUCAGCCACUCUUGCUGUUCCUCGUCAACCUUCAUCUUUUAUGCGUAGUAGAACACAGAGCUUGCCCAAAGUGCAAGAUUCAGACAAAUCCACGUCGAGCUCGACAGCCAUCUCUAUAAAUGAAACAUCAAUUUCUGAAUUAUAUCCUAGAUAG